AUAGAAACUAUGAGGAAAUAUCCACCUGUACCUGUCUUGAAUCGCAUCUGUACUAAGAAUAUAGAUCUUCCAACAACGAAUAUUCACGUGCCAAAAGGGACUUCAAUCAUAAUACCAGUACUCGGAUUACAUCAAGAUCCAUCAAUAUAUCCAGAUCCAGAUAAAUUUGAUCCUGAACGAUUUAACAAGGAUGUGAUAGCAACGAGACAUCCUUAUGCUUACUUGCCAUUUGGGGAAGGACCACGGAUGUGCAUCG
Molecule: messenger RNA, 256 nt
Organism: Wasmannia auropunctata (little fire ant)
Lineage: Eukaryota; Metazoa; Arthropoda; Insecta; Hymenoptera; Formicidae
Product: probable cytochrome P450 6a13
Exons: 1
Molecular function (GO): oxidoreductase activity, acting on paired donors, with incorporation or reduction of molecular oxygen; monooxygenase activity; heme binding
Source: RefSeq, a predicted model, not a curated record